AUGAGCUGUGAAGCGCUUCGUAGCCGAAUUCUUCCGCAAAGAAAACUUCGGCACCUGCAAUUCGGAAUCGCUUAUGCACGGAUUGUUCACGAGAGCUACGAAUUUAUUGAAGACGAGCUUAGGUCCAGCUAUCAUCUUCAAAACUUCUUCUGUUAUUCGGUUGAUUCGAAAGCGAGCAAAGCAUUUAACGAUCGCAUAGAAAUGCUUGGAGAGUGUUUCCCAAAUGUUUUAGUUACAAAAGCACGUUUUGAUGUUAGAGGAAACGGACGAUUCAUGAACCACGCAUACUAUGAAUGCCUUAAAUUGCUUGCCAAAAAACAGGGAUGGGGCUACUUGCUACUUAUGCAGAAUCACGACGUUAUGACCAAAACAGUUUAUGAGACUGUAGCGAUCCUUAGCAGGCUACAAGGCGCCAAUGAUGUCCAUGUUAGACCUUGUGAGGCUUACCGAUGGAACCAUACAGCUAAAUGGGAUGCACGCUCACUGAAACUUUUUCGUAACGAGCAGCAAAUACCAGCAAAAGUACUAGAUGCAAAUCUAACAAUGGCAAGAGGGGCCGUACACGCCUCCUUGUCGAGAGCCGCAGUUGAAUGGAUGGUGACCACUGCUGAUCUCACAAAGCUCCUCGAUCAACUCAAUAUAGAAGCACUUGGAGUUGACGAGGUUCUCAUGCCAACACUACAAGUGAGUGAGGUACUGGAUGUACCUGGCAGAUUCACAGCUGAAUGUGUUAAAAAAGGACAUGUUAUUGGAUUCAUAACCAGAAUGGACAUUUGGGAAUACGAGAAAAAAGAGCUCUGCCGAUCGAGACGCUUUCGUCAUGGCGUUUGCGUCUUUGGGAUCGAGGAUUUCUCGUGGCUUUCUCGACAGCCAAAAUUAAUGGCAAAUAAGAUGAUGCCAGGCUUUGAUUAUUCGGUGGUUGACUGCAUGCAUGAACUUCUCUUCAACAGAACACAUCUUAAUCAGACCAAUGAUGCACUAAAUCUCACCGUUUAUGACAAUCAGCCAUACGUGCGGUAUCACAAAAAUCGCCUGGCACCGAAUCCUUCCUUCAAACUGGACUGCAGCUUUGGCAUAUAG
Molecule: messenger RNA, 1080 nt
Organism: Necator americanus (New World hookworm)
Lineage: Eukaryota; Metazoa; Nematoda; Chromadorea; Rhabditida; Ancylostomatidae
Exons: 9
Coding region: 1-1080 (359 amino acids)
Cellular component (GO): membrane
Molecular function (GO): glycosyltransferase activity
Source: RefSeq, a predicted model, not a curated record